This is a messenger RNA of Sclerotinia sclerotiorum 1980 UF-70, 99 nucleotides long. RefSeq lists its product with no specific name. The record is from RefSeq and is a predicted model, not a curated record. Bases 1 to 99 code for a protein of 32 amino acids. Lineage: Eukaryota; Fungi; Ascomycota; Leotiomycetes; Helotiales; Sclerotiniaceae. The transcript has a single exon.
AUGGAUAAUCUUCAAGCGAUGCAAUACGUAAAUUCAGAAGAGCCAGAACAGCAGACAGGUCUGCCCAAGACGGUCAAAACCAGUACACACCGAUUAUAG